Entamoeba dispar SAW760 is the source of this 1272-nucleotide messenger RNA. Its product is annotated as sulfate adenylyltransferase. The transcript has a single exon. Gene Ontology annotation, molecular function: sulfate adenylyltransferase (ATP) activity. The record is from RefSeq and is a predicted model, not a curated record. Gene Ontology annotation, biological process: sulfate assimilation. Lineage: Eukaryota; Evosea; Mastigamoebida; Endamoebidae. Bases 1 to 1272 code for a protein of 423 amino acids.
AUGAGCAUUCAAGAAAACUUAAACAACUUGAUUAAACCACAUGGAGGAAAACUCAUUAAAACAUUAAAAUAUGGAGCAGAAAGAGAAGAAUGUAUUAAAGAAGCAAAAUCACUUCCAAAGAUUGAUAUUUCAUCAAGAGAAUUUGGGGAUCUUGUUAUGAUGGGAAUUGGAGGAUUUUCACCAUUAAAAGGAUUUAUGAAAAAAGAAGAUUGGUUCUCAGUUUGUAAAAACUUCACACUUGCAGAUGGAACUUUUUGGCCAAUUCCAAUUACAAUGUCAGUUUCAGAAGAAGAAGCAAAAAAAUUAAAGAGAGGACAAAAGGUUGCAUUAAAAUAUAAUAAAGAUAUUAAUGAUAUUUCAGGAACUAUUGAAGUUGAUCAAGUUUAUGAAAUGACUAAGAAAGAUAAAGAAAUGGAAUGUAAAGAUAUUUUUACUACAACAGAUUUAGACCAUCCAGGAGUUAAAAAAGUUAUGGAACAAAAAGCAUUUAAUGUUGCAGGUAAAGUUACAACACUUUCAGAAGGAGAAUUCCCAAUUAAAUAUAAAGGAAUUUAUAUGACACCAGAAGAAUCUAGACUUAAUUUUGCUAAGAAAGGAUGGAAAACAAUUGCUGCACUUCAAUUAAGAAAUCCAAUGCAUAGAUCACAUGAAUUUCUUGCUAAAAUUGCAGUUGAAGUUUGUGAUGGAGUUUUUAUUCAUUCACUUGUAGGAAAUCUUAAACCAGGAGAUAUUCCAGCUGAAGUAAGAGUUAAAUGUAUUGAUGCACUUGUUGAUAAAUAUUUUGUUAAAAAGAAUGUCCUUCAAGGAGGAUAUCCACUUGAUAUGAGAUAUGGAGGACCAAGAGAAGCUCUUCUUCAUGCUACAUUUAGACAAAAUUAUGGAUGUACACAUAUGAUUAUUGGAAGAGAUCAUGCUGGUGUUGGUGAUUAUUAUGGACCAUUUGAUGCACAAAAAAUCUUUGAUAAAAUCCCUUAUAAUGCUGAUCCUAAGAAGAGACUCUUAACUCAACCUAUGAAAAUAGAUUGGACAUUCUAUUGUCAUAAAUGUGAUGGAAUGGCUUCAUUAAGAACUUGUCCUCAUACUAAGAAAGAUAGAGUUAUUGUUUCAGGAACUAUGGUUAGAAAGAUGUUAUCAGAAGGAAAAACUCUUCCAGAUCAUUUUGGACGUGCUGAAUCACUUAAGAUUUUAGCAGAUUAUUAUCAACAUCUUGAUAAAUCAAAGAAAGUUACUAUCAAGUUACAAAAGUUUGCUACUGGUGAUGCCAUGAAAUAA